AUGAAAAAAUAUGUAAAAUAACUAUUCGAUUUAUUAUUAUUAUUUAUUUAAAAUAUUAUUUCUAAAAAUGAUUUAAUGGAAUUUGUAAGACCAAUCCUUAAAUCUAGUGUGUUUUUAGGAUAAGAUGAUGUUUCAGAUGAAGAGUUUGAAGUUAUGAUGUAAAAUCCAGAAGAGUUUAGUCUAAGUUGGUUAGAUUAUAAAGUUAUGACAUUAGAUUUUGAAAAAAAAUGUAAGAAGAAUAGGCUUAAUAAGCUUAAUAGGCUUAGUAAGAAUUAUGAAAAUUAAUAUAAAAAAAUGUAUGAAUUUAAUAAAAAAAAAAUUAAAAAAUUAAAAAAAUGA
Ichthyophthirius multifiliis is the source of this 339-nucleotide messenger RNA. RefSeq lists its product as hypothetical. NCBI's taxonomy places the organism in Eukaryota, Ciliophora, Oligohymenophorea, Hymenostomatida. The transcript is spliced from 4 exons. The record is from RefSeq and is a predicted model, not a curated record.